AUGGAAGAAAGGACAUUUAUUAUGGUCAAACCUGACGGUGUCCAUAGGGGCCUUGUGGGCGAGAUAGUCAAGCGAUUUGAACAAAAGGGACUGAAAUUGGUAGCUGCAAAGUUUGUUGUACCCCCUAGAAGUUUGGUAGAAAAGCACUACGCCGAACAUGAAGGUCGCUCAUUUUUCGAGGAACUAGUUGCGUUUGUUGAGCAAGGACCUGUAUUUUGCACAAUAUGGGAAGGACCAAGUGCUGUUAAGGUUGGAAGAACUCUUCUAGGAGUAACAUCACCAGUAGAUAGCGCACCGGGGACAAUAAGAGGUGACUUCGGCAUGUCGAUCGGGAAAAACUUAGUUCAUGCCAGCAGUUCUGUCGAGGAUGCUCAGAGAGAAUGCGCUCUCUGGUUUAACCCUGAUGAAGUUGUAGCGUGGACCCAUCAUGUAGCCCACUGGGUUCUUUAA
Messenger RNA from Theileria equi strain WA, 450 nucleotides. Its product is annotated as nucleoside diphosphate kinase, putative. The coding region runs from base 1 to 450 and encodes 149 amino acids. The transcript has a single exon. NCBI's taxonomy places the organism in Eukaryota, Apicomplexa, Aconoidasida, Piroplasmida, Theileriidae. The record is from RefSeq and is a predicted model, not a curated record. Gene Ontology annotation, molecular function: nucleoside diphosphate kinase activity. Gene Ontology annotation, biological process: UTP biosynthetic process; CTP biosynthetic process; GTP biosynthetic process.